Messenger RNA from Sphaeramia orbicularis (orbiculate cardinalfish), 4504 nucleotides. RefSeq names its product cAMP responsive element binding protein 5b (gene creb5b). The record is from RefSeq and is a predicted model, not a curated record. Gene Ontology annotation, biological process: regulation of DNA-templated transcription. Bases 160 to 1776 code for a protein of 538 amino acids. The transcript is spliced from 11 exons. NCBI's taxonomy places the organism in Eukaryota, Metazoa, Chordata, Actinopteri, Kurtiformes, Apogonidae. Gene Ontology annotation, molecular function: DNA binding; DNA-binding transcription factor activity.
UGCGCGUCACGUUCGUUAAAGCGACCCUUGUUACUUUUUUUUCUCCUUCUUUUUCAUGCAACAGCUUGUUUUGUUGUUCGCCUCACUCACGGCCAGGAUAGUUUUUCUUAUCCUUAACGUACCGAUGCAUGCAGGGAAAUUGGACCAAGUGCGUAAAAAAUGCGCGUUGGUUUAGUUGGAGUGUCCGCAUUGUCAUCCCACUUCGAUGGCCUGUUGACUGUUGUUGAAGUUGAACGCGGAGUCAAGUGCUGCUCGGUCUCGGUCUGUCAGUUUUAUGAGAAGUUGGCCAGAGUGAUGAACUCAGACCAGGAAAGGCCGUUCAUUUGCAACGCUCCUGGCUGUUCUCAGCGAUUCCCCACGGAGGACCAUCUGAUGAUACACCGACACAAACAUGAGAUGACCCUUAAGUUCCCCUCCAUAAAGAACGACAACAUGUUAUCAGACCAGACACCCACGCCGACACGCUUUUUGAAGAACUGUGAGGAGGUUGGACUGUUCAGUGAGCUGGACUGCUCCAUUGAACAGGAGUUUUGCAAAGCCCAGGAAGAAGAGGACAGUAAACAGAGCAUCUCACUGCACGGUCAAGCAGGCCAAGGCCAGCACCAGCAGGCCCACUCACGGAUGGGCAACCACGAUACCAGCAUAGUGAUCCAGCAGGCCCUGCCCUCUCCUCAGUCCAGCUCCGUCAUCACUCAGGCUCCCUCCACAAACCGACAGAUAGGGCCUGUCCCCGGCUCUCUGUCCUCACUGCUGCACCUACGAAACAGACAGAGACAGCCUCUGCCAGCCUCCAUGCCUGGAACCCUGCCAGACCCGACCAUGCCUGGCUCCUCCGCUGUACUAAUGCCUAUGGAGAGACAAAUGUCUAUGGGCUCCAAUAUGAUGGGUAUGCAAGGUCCUGCCCACAGCAACUCCUGCUCCUCCACUCACAUUCCCUCUAUGCACUCAGAGGCCAAAAUGAGGCUGAAGGCUGCACUUUCACACCACCCUGGUGCCAUUGCCAACGGCAACAUGAACUCCAUGGGUCACAUGAUGGAGAUGAUGUCAUCGCGGCAGGAGCAAAGCGCCCACCACCACAUGCACUCGCACCCGCACCAGCACCUGCAAGCCCCUCCCCACGCGUACCAGCAUCAUGGACAUCACCACCACAACCAGGGGCACAGCCAGGGAGGACACCACCACCCACAAGGACACAACCCCCACCACAACUCCCACAAUCCUCACCUCCAUCCCGGUCACCCACACCAGACUUCGCCGCACCCUCCAAUGCACUCUGCCUCACAGAUGUCACCUGCAACCCAGCAGAUGCAGCCCACACAGACGCUGCAGAGUCCGCCUCCAAGCGGAGGACGGCGCAGACGAGUAGUGGACGAGGAUCCGGAUGAGCGGCGACGAAAGUUUCUAGAGCGCAACAGAGCAGCGGCAACAAGAUGCAGACAGAAGAGAAAAGUCUGGGUGAUGUCAUUAGAGAAGAAAGCAGAGGAGCUUACUCAGACCAACAUGCAGCUUCAGAAUGAGGUGACGAUGCUGAAGAACGAGGUGACCCAACUCAAGCAGCUUCUCCUCACACACAAGGACUGUCCCAUUACCACUAUGCAGAAAGAGUCCCAAGGUUACCUCAGUCCAGAGAGUAGUCCAGCGGGGAGUCCAGCGCCGGUGUGCUCCCAGCAGCAGGUCAUUCAGCACAACACCAUCACCACCUCCACCACGACUGUAGGGGGCAACAGUGUGCACGGGCAAGCCAACCACCGCACAGACAUUAACCCCAUUCACUAGAGACCAGAGAGACUCUGACCCACACCACCCCUGCUCUCUGAGGGUCAGCAGCUGCACAUGCUGCCCCCCCCUCCCUUCUCUUCAUCAAGAAAAACCUCAAAGGCCUGUGAGGCUGAUCUUUAUACAGUAGCUACAGUAUGUAUUUUUAUAGACAGACCCUAUUAACGCAUACAUGUUCUAUGGUUUAUUGUCUCUUUUUUUAAUCUGCUUUUUUGUGCUUAGUGGAAAGAGAGCUUUGCUAAUCUCAUGCAACUUUUAAGUGACUUUUUUCUGUUGUUAAAUGGUACAAGAUGGACCAAGUUGGACACAGAACCAGAGGAAAUGGACUUAAGCCUCGGUCUGUCAUCUCUAUAAGCAGCCCUUAUAUUUCGGCGUACCUGAUGGACUGAAUACGUCUCUGUGUCACAUGUGGAAAAGUGUAUGCAGCAUGUGUAAAAUACAGAGUAUGUCAUGGAUGAUAAUACACAUAGUCAUACUCUGAAUAUGUGUGCAGGACGUUGCUGCCUCUAGGUUGUUUUCUAAGUUUAAGUCAAACUGUCGCCAUGAUGUUUUCUAGAAAAAAAACAACCUGUAUGACUGUUAAUCUUAUCCCUGUUAGUGGUGUUCUUAAAGAGUUUUGCGACAUUAACAUGGAAAUGUAAAUGAAUAUGAUCAAAUGGAAGCAAUACAUCCCAUUACAUUGAUCAUCUAAUGUAUGUCCUUACUGGGAUCAGCACGGCCAAGCCAGUCUGGUCCAGAGGACAUGCAGUGCUGUUGUAGCUAUAGAACUGUACACUGUGAUACCAGUGAGGCAGCUUGGGAGUUAAAACAAACUCCUCCGCUCUCCAGGACCAACUGAAGCUUUAAAUAUUGUGGCCUCUUUUUGUGUGUUUGUGCAUCUGGAUCCAAAUGAAUAUAACAUUCAAGUGCGUGCAUACUUAUGUGUAUGUGUGCUGGAGUACAUCUGUAUGUGUGCAUGUGAAUAUGUAAAAUGUUUCCUCUGUGGAACUAAGUUCAGCAGAUGUGUAGAGAGAACAGGUGUGUGGUAAAGACAGAACGUUUGUGAGCAUGAUUUUUCUUUUUUCUUUUUCUUUUUUUUGACUGACAACCCAUGACAGGCAAAGUGUUUUCUGAAAAUGAGCAGUUUAUAUCUGUCCGUUCAAAAAAUGUCACAAUGUGCCUGAAUACUUUUACAGUUUUUUGGUUGGCAGCAGAAUGCCCCUAAUUAUCAUCACUUUUUCUUCAAAACAAUCAAACCACGUUGAGUCUGAAUGAUCAGAUUUGUAUCUGUUACUGGCUUUGUCGAAGAUGUCUGCUGCAUGUUUAGGGCAAAAUCAGCUUACAGAGGAGAAGAACAGCCGCUACCCAUUUGACCUCUGACCUCUGCAUCAGUCCUUCUUUCUCAGGCAUCGUGUGUGUUUCAGAUUGGCGAUGGAUGUACUGAUAAUGAUAUAGGCUUUCGAUUUCCCUUCCAGCCUUGAAACUUAAUGCCUUCUCGCGUUCCUCUCUCUUCCUUAUGACCAGGAAUGUUGCUUCAGUAGCAUGAUGACCAUAAUGCACUGUGUUUUACAGUAGGAUGGAUGAAAUACAUUCCACUGACAGGUGGAGCGAUCACAGAGCUGUCUAUGCACUUUGUCCUCUGUCCCGCCAGAGGGUAGAAUAGCCAUAUUAAGGUCCGAGUAAUUCUCAGUGAACCCCCUUUUCACACACCAGCGAAAAAACGUAAUGUAUUUGGCUUUAUGGAGAAACUGUGCCUGGCAUGCAUUACAUAUCUAUCUAUGUACCAAGAGAACUUUGAGCUCAUAUUGUAAGAUGAGGCUCAUUAAGGACCCUGCAUCACUGGGUUCUGUGGUUUAGUUUGUAGCCCUUUGUUCUGUAAAACACUCAAGAGCUCCAGUUUUACUAUUAAUGAAGGAAGCUUACAUGUGAAAUAAAGAUUGUCUUUAUUCUCAUAAUGAGUUACAUCUACAUUUUACAGAGGCACUUGGACUGUUUAUAUCAUGUCUUAACCUUGGCGUCUGUAUGUGCAGUGUUUUAUGAGUAUAUAUGAGACAGAGAAAUUGAUUCUCUUGAAAAGGGCUUUGUCGUACCAACCCUUUGAAAUGAAGCUUGCCUUAUAUUUGGUUGUGUUCUCAAAACCAUAUCUAGUUUAUUAGACCAUUCCAAAUUAACCUUUUGCAUGUGAAAAUAUGGUAAAUGACCUCAAAAUACUUUCAACUGGAAUCAUUAGGAGGAUUUUGCUAUUUUAGCAUUAAAAACAAGAGUCUAGUUUCAUCCAUUGGUGACUGCAUAGGCAGAAAAAAAAGAGGACAGAUGGAAAUUCCUUGUGUGUGUCUGUGUGGAUUUGUGUGAAAGGUGGAGACUGACUCCUACACGUUAAUGAUGUUAUAAUUGUAUUAUUUUAAAUCUAAAACUAUAAAUAUUGUACAUACUGUCUUUAAUUUCUGUAACCCUGUACAUGUAAUGCAACCACCUUUCUUUUUGAAGGGAGUAAAUGUGUGGUACAUGUGUGUAAAUAAUGUUUGCAUAGCACUUGUUGCCUUUCGUUGUAUGUCGAGGCUCAUUUCAGUGCUUAAAUACAUUUGUUUAUAUGUAAUGAACUGAUGAAUCCAUUCUCGCCUGCAUAACUUUGUACAUUUUUUGUGUCUGUAAUGGCAUUGUCUCCAUUUUGUUUUGCAUUUGUACAGAUGUUAAAGUAUCACUGCAGUUACAUUACGGUAUGAAAAUAAAGCACUUGUUCUGUAACGUA